AUGAGUUUCCCAAACCCACCCAAAGCCAUCAAAUUAGUGUUAUUAGGAGAAGCAGCUGUCGGGAAAAGUUCCUUGGUAUUAAGAUUUGUCUCCAAUGACUUCCAAGAGAACAAAGAACCAACAAUUGGUGCAGCAUUCUUAACUCAAAAAUGUACAAUAGGAGAUAAAACCAUCAAAUAUGAAAUAUGGGAUACUGCUGGACAAGAAAGGUUUGCAUCAUUAGCACCAAUGUAUUAUAGAAAUGCCCAAGCUGCAUUGGUUGUUUAUGAUAUCACCAAGCCUGCAUCGUUUUUAAAAGCUAGACACUGGGUUAAAGAAUUACAUGAACAAGCAUCAAAGGAUAUAAUAAUUGCAUUGGUUGGGAAUAAAUAUGAUUUAGUUGAAGAUUCUAAUGAUGAAUUAAGAAAAGUAUCUGUUGAAGAAGGGAAGAAGUUGGCCGAAGAAGAAGAUUUAUUAUUUUUUGAAACUUCAGCAAAGACUUCGUUUAAUGUUAACGAAGUAUUUAUUGGUAUUGGAUCAAAGAUUCCAGAUAAUUCUCCUGUGACUGAAACUAGACCAGAAAAUGGUGCUAGAAUUGAUUUAUCAAGUCAACCAGCACAAAAAUCAAACAGUUCAUGUUGUUAA
Molecule: messenger RNA, 624 nt
Organism: Yamadazyma jaroonii
Lineage: Eukaryota; Fungi; Ascomycota; Pichiomycetes; Serinales; Debaryomycetaceae
Source: the annotation of a GenBank genome assembly